AUGAAUGGUCUUAGGGCCCAGAUAUCAUAUCUCCAAGAGAAAGUGCUCAAGCUGGAGGGUAAGCCCGUCAAUCCUGUGGGUUCGAAGUAUAAGAUUCUCUACCGUAUCGAGAAGGAUAACAAAUCUCGACGCAUGGGUCGAGAGUGGGACAUCGACGAGAGUUUCAGAUCUCCAUGGAUGGGAACUUUCACCGAUCCCCCUGAGGACGUCCACAGCGCCAUUGGAUCCCCUUAUCUACGUUGCAAUGACUGGCUGACCAAUUUUGAGCUUUACCUGGCUCUGAACACAGACAUAUCAUUUGCGUAUGGGAAGCCAGCGCCAUUCAGCGAAACCAUUCUGCCUGUUUCCGAGGAGCUCAAUGAGGUCUUUGAAGAGAUGCUGAGGGGUCAGGAAUUCAGCUCGAUGUAUCAUGGCUACCAGUCCUCUCGAAAAGUAACGACGCCUUAUCUCUUCGGUUAUCACAACAGAUCCAAAGUGGCCGUCAUGAGACACGGGCUGAGGGACCUGGCUCAGCAGCAACUAAACCUCUUCAUGGAUUAUGUCCAAGAGACCUGUGGUGAAGAGUAUGCUACUGCGGACAGUUUGCUCAACAAGGGCCACAUCCGCCCGGAGUACGUCCAAUACCUGUUCAGGCCGAACGAGAUCUUGGUUUCAAACAACAACAAUGAGUACACGGGAUAUAUGGCGGUAGACUGGCUUCUUCAACACGAGGGAUAUUUUGGAUCCGAACAAACUUCCUCAUGGAUUGUCAAGGGCCAGACCUGGCAGUUUGAUGGCAGUUUGAUGGCAAGCAACAGCAUGUCUCGAAAACGCCACGAAAUACGUUGGUCUCUUAAUGAUGAUCCAAUGGUUGACACGCUUGGCCGGGAGGCGGCUGAAGACUCAUCCUCGGCUCAGACCAACUCGGACAAUAAUUGUGCUAUCACUGACCUUGCUGUGUUCCCGGUCAAGUACGCAUCAAGUGAAAUUGUUCAGAUGCUUCUAAGACGCGGCGAGACCUUCUGGAAGCUCCGUGGACAUCGAUAUGUUUCCUACCAUGCCACAGAGGAGGAAAACUUCCAGACUAUGGCCGACGACCGAUACAUCAUAGAUAUGAAAACGCACAAGCGAUUGCAUCCAGGUUCUCCCACGGUUCCACCUACACGUACAAGCUUGCUUGAUGACCGAGCCAUGGCCAAAGGCUCGCCUCCGGAUGAGACGCUCCAACUAUUGAUGCCCCCCAGAAUUGUCGGGUUCAACCUUCGCCGCAAGAAAUGGUUCAAGCUCUGCACCGACCGCAUCUCCGAUGUAGUCUGGAACAAAGAAGCCUUCAAAAGCCUGGCCAUCGAAUCAAAAUCCCGAGACCUAAUCCAAGCACUUGUCACUAACCACCUUGAAACCGAGUAUUCGGCAGACCUCAUCGCUGGCAAGGGCAACGGCCUCAUCUUGCUGUUACGCGGUGGCCCAGGAACAGGUAAGACACUGAAUGCAGAGAGUGUCGCCGACAUCGCAGAGCGACCUCUUUACCGUGUAACCUGCGGCGAUGUGGGCACCAAGCCCGAAGAAGUCGAAAAGUACCUCGAGCUGGAAGAUCUGAACCGCAACGCACCUGUAUCCGCAUUCCUGCGGGUGGUGGAAUACUUCGAGGGAAUUUUAAUUCUGACACGAACCGGUCUCGACGAGGACCAGCGACGUCUCAUUUGGGAGACUUUCAUUGAGAGACUGUGGGAGUUUGAAGCUGGUUGUGUUGAUAUUCAUGAUCUGCGCAUGAAUUUGGACGUGCUCAAGAAAGAGAGGUUGAAUGGUCAGCAAAUCCGGAAUGUUAUCACCACUGCUCGUCAGUAUGUCAAGUGGCAGAAGAAAUUUCUCACGCAUGAGCAUCUCAAGGACGUUAUUCGGGUUUCGGCACGUUUUGAUGCUUUUUUGGAAAUCUGCAUCGUCCAGCCACGAGGAGUUGAGGGCCGCUGA
Molecule: messenger RNA, 1947 nt
Organism: Penicillium antarcticum
Lineage: Eukaryota; Fungi; Ascomycota; Eurotiomycetes; Eurotiales; Aspergillaceae
Exons: 6
Coding region: 1-1947 (648 amino acids)
Molecular function (GO): ATP hydrolysis activity; ATP binding
Source: RefSeq, a predicted model, not a curated record